Molecule: messenger RNA, 3954 nt
Organism: Prosopis cineraria
Lineage: Eukaryota; Viridiplantae; Streptophyta; Magnoliopsida; Fabales; Fabaceae
Product: protein GRAVITROPIC IN THE LIGHT 1-like
Exons: 2
Coding region: 2156-3568 (470 amino acids)
Biological process (GO): negative gravitropism; response to red or far red light
Source: RefSeq, a predicted model, not a curated record
UUCCAUUUCCAUUAGUUUCUGUCAUCAUUUCGCCUCUCAUUGUUCGUUUCUUUCAUCUUUUUCGCACCCCUAUUUUUUUGGGGAUCGAAAUCGGAAGCCGCUGUGUUGGAUUCUAGUUCGAAGAUGAAAAGAUCGUGUACGUGUUUUUGAUAUCUUUCUAACGACGAGCUUUUCAUAUCGCUCUUCUUCGAUCUCAGUCAUCUGCUUCAACUUUUUUUUUUUUGUGGGGUUCUUGUUCAUUUCCGUGAGCUGGUUGGAGUGCUCAUUGCGUUGGCUUUAAGGUCUUGUUGUGUUGCUUUUUAGCGUUUUGGGGGAAAAGGGGAUCAUUUUCUGUUUUCUGGGGCUUGUUCUUGGUGUUUUUCUUACCACAGCAUGUCUUUAAUUACAUGGUUUUUCAAGGUCGCAGUAUUUUGCUUUUAAAAAAAAGGUCGCAGUUUUGACUCUGUUUACUUGAGAGUCACGCUUUACAAUAAUAAGAAGUUGAUACAUUCAUUGUCCGAUUUCUCGGGAUAUUUCUCAAGUGGUCGCAUGUUUUUAUCGGGGUAUUCUAAAUCAAUGGCUUUUUUCUUCUAAUCUUCUGUUGAUCAUUCAUUUUUCCUGUGAUUUUUUUAUAAUCUCUGGCCUUCUAGGUAGAAUAUCUUUCUUGCAGUAUGAACACAGUAUUUAGCACCUUUCUAGUAAAAUCGGUUAUUUACUAAAUCAGCUACUUCACUUUCUAGUCUAGGCUUAAGCUGAAUUUGGUUCAUGUUUCUGAGGCUCCAUCUUCCAUUAGUGUGCUUUUUUAAGGUCUUUCAUCUCUCUCUCGACUCUCAACCAUAGUCAUUUGGAUGUCUGUCCUUGUUGAUUCUGAAAUUACAGUAAUUUAUGAAACUAAUUUGAUAUGUUAUGACGGCUGUUUAUGUUAAUCUGUGAGUAAAAUGUCAAGGCGGGUUAAAAAGAUGAUGCUCACAUGUUUGUAUACAGUUGCAGAAGCCUUGGGUGCUUUAUGAGGUGGUGAUCUUAGUCACGUGAAAAACAUAAUUAUGCUAACAGGACAAAAUUUUCUUUCUAGUACGAACAGGAAUAGUUAUUUUAUACACUCUUAACCCAAGCAAAGCUAGAAGUGAUAUCAAAAGAAUAAAGCAACUUGUUACUAACUACUCACAUCUCUCAUGCUAGAACCUAUGAAACAUUUGGGCAUUGUAUAGGAUAAUGAAGCAUGAAAUGUUAUGAAGGCAUUAUUUGAUGUCAGAUAUUCACUUUGGUAGGUCCCCCUGUACACUCAGGCUGCUAAAGCCAGAUCUUUCUAGAUCUUGAAUCAGGACGUCAGGGAAUCCUAAGAGUUAUAAAUCAUACCCACAAGACUUGUUUUCUUUGUUAAAUAAGAUUUCUUAUCGUAAUCUGUACUUGUUAUAAUUGCAAUUGAAACCGUUUGAUUUUUGACCUCUCAAUAUUUCUUUUCUGUAUUUUUACCGUUUCUGAAGUUAUAGAUCUGGUGGUGGUGCUUGCCUUCUUGUUAUUAUGGGGGAGAGAUAAAUAGGAUUGUUAUUGAUAAUCAUUGUCUUUAGUCAUGAUUACUUUCAGAAUGAUUUAUGCCAAAGAAAAUAAAACUAAUUUCCAGUUCAAUUAAAUUGAAUUAAAAUAUUAGAAAAGGGUUUUGAUUAUGCUAUCUGAAGCGAAACUUUAGCAUACUCAUCAACAGCUGACCAACAUGUCAAAGCAGGAAAAAGUAACGUUGUGCUUGUUACUGUGUUUACACUGUUUUGAGCUAUUCCUUUUUUGUUUUUUGAAGAUCUCAUUUUUAUCACAGUUGUUAACUUGAUUCAUUCGCUGAAUCUUCUUUUCCUAUACCUUGCUUGAUGUUAAAUUCUUGUUUAUGAUUUAAAUUUUUUGCUAAAACGUGUCAUUUUGGGAAAGAUGAUUAAUAGCCCUGAAAUGAACAUUGAACUUUUGAACUUCUGAUGCAUUUAUAUGUUAUUUUAGCUUCCUUGUCUUCUAAAUCCGCUGUCGGAGAGACUUUAUACCCUGUGGAAAGCGGGCAGACUCAACUUUAAUAGAUGAAGAACAAUAGGAAAUUCCAGUCCUUCAUCAGUGGCCUCGAUCUAAGCAUUAAAGCACAAGAAGACCCAUUUCACAAUUGCCUUGUUGAUUCGCAUUCUUGGUUAAUUUUCUGCUGAUGGAGUCGGUCCAGCCAUUGGCUGUGAUACCGAGCAAGAAGAAACUGGCUCGAACUAUCGCCAAAAUUCUUCAUAUUCGAACUCUGACUGGAAUUGCUCCAGUUGAUGGACUGAAGAAUGUUAAAACAGAUAGAGAUCUCCAAGAUGAAGGAAAUGUGGAUAAGGUUAUGAACUGGUCUCAGUCUUUUGAUGAAAAAGAUGAGUUUCAGGAAAGAGCAGCCAUGGAAGCUCUGCUUGCUAAACUGUUUGCUAGCAUUUCAUCUGUUAAAGCUGCAUAUGCUCAACUUCAGUAUGCUCAGUCGCCUUAUGAGCCUGAAGGCGUUCAAGCCGCAGAUCAAUUGCUAGUCUCUGAGUUGAAGAACUUGUCUGAGCUAAAGCAGUGUUAUUUGAAAAAGCAAUUUGAUUCUUCACCAGAGACAGCUAUACUGGAGGCCGAAUUGAAGGAGCUUCAUAGUGUUAUUAAGACUUAUGGCAUCAUGGGGAAGAAGUUAGAGUCUCAGGUUCAGCUCAAGGAAUCCGAGGUUGUGUUUCUUAAGGACAAGUUGCAGGAAGCUAUUAAGCAGAACAGGUCAAUGGAGAAGAGAUUGAACCAAAGUGGGUCGUUAUCUAUGCUUGAUAAUCUUCAUAUAUCAGGACUAAAUCCUGGCCAUUUUAUUACAGUCCUUCGCCAGACGGUCAGGUCUAUUCGGAACUUUGUUCGGUUGAUUGUAGAUGAGAUGAGAUCUGCUGGUUGGGACAUUGAUGCUGCAGUGGAUGCUAUUGAAAAGAAUGUAGUGUACUUGAAAGAGGAUCACAAGUGUUAUGCAAUUGAGUCAUUUGUUUGCAGGGAAAUGUUUGACUCUUUUCAGUUCCCUAAUUUUUCCCUUCCGAACGAGUCUUUACCAGAUAGAAACAAUCUACGUCAAGUGUUCUUCCUGAGAUUCAACGAACUGAAAUCCAUUAAAGCAAAAGAAUAUCUCGCCGAGAAACCAAAAUCUCCAUUUGCAAAGUUUUGUCGGGUCAAGUACUUGCGACUUAUUCAUCCGAAGAUGGAAUCAUCGAUAUUCGGUGAUCUGAACCAGAGAAACCUUCUGAAUACAGGAGAGUUUCCCAGCAGCAGCUUCUUUUCGUCAUUUGCUGAGAUGGCAAAGAGGGUAUGGCUCUUACAUUGCCUGGCCUUCUCUUUCGAGCCGCAAGCUUCAAUCUUUCAACUGAGGAAGGGAUGCAGGUUCUCUGAUGUGUACAUGGAAAGUGUAAAUGAAGAAAUUUUCGUCUCAUCGGAGACGGACCAGACGGUGGAAUCAUACCCACAAGUGGCUUUCACAGUAGUACCAGGUUUCAAGAUUGGUAAGACUGUUAUACAGUGCCAAGUUUACCUCUCACGGUCCCAACCAAAGGUUAAAAAGAGGGAACCUUCCAUGAAGCAAAGUUAGUGGCCAACUGGAGAGACACGAGAAGCCAUUGUUUCUCUGCAAGUGGCUAGAGGUGAUUAGGUAGGGUCAGUCUGCAGAUGAAGACUUGUAAAUUAGGUUUAAUCAUAUGAAGGGACAAGUAAAGAAAAUGAAGAGACGGGGGUUGCAUGGUUAAGCACCAAGAACUAGAGUGAGCCAAUGAAAACUCAGUUAGGUGUUAUGGAGGGUACACUCCAAUUUUGAUGAGUUCUUUUUUUUAAUUGGCUUCUUGUGUAAGUUGUGUUGUGCUGUGUUGGAUUCCAAACUGGAUUCUUAAUGUCCAUGUGACUCUUCUCAUCCCCAUCUCUCUGUAGUGUAUUUUAUAUGCUCUUAUUUACAUUUAAAUAUAAAAAUAUCUCAAUUAGGCA